Molecule: messenger RNA, 373 nt
Organism: Astrephomene gubernaculifera
Lineage: Eukaryota; Viridiplantae; Chlorophyta; Chlorophyceae; Chlamydomonadales; Astrephomenaceae
Source: the annotation of a GenBank genome assembly
GUCGGCCUGUGGGCAGCUCCCUGCCGCCUGAGUCGGUGAGGCUGCCGCCGCGUCUGCGUGUACUGCAGGUACGCUACAUGCCGGACAUUGCCGUACUCGCCGCGCUAGCCGCCCUGCCGUACUUCACCCGGCUGGAUUGUACGGCAGUACGACACCCCAGGGGCGAGAUCUGCUUGGAUCUGGGCUCUAUCGGUCUGCCGGGGCCUCCCGACCUUUCUGCAGCUGCUGCUGCUACUGCUGCGGGUAGCCCCACCACCACUGCCAUAACCGCUACUCCUGGCAAUGUCCGUAAUGGCCGCGGCCCUUUAACCUCCUCCGUCGCCGCCGGCCCUGCAUCCACAUCCGCAUCCGCAGCAGCAGCCGCACUUUCCUC